AUGAAACGUAGUAACGAUAAUGCAAUAAUAGCUGAUUAUUAUCAUAAAGCUGCUCCGUUGAGAUUAAAGCAAUCCAUAAAUCAACCUUCAAAAAUUUAUCAAAAAUAUUCUACAAAUAUUAUUAGACGAACUGUAUAUCUUGGAAAUUUACCAUCAAAUUCUGUCAAACUCCAUCCUGACAACACUUGUGCCUUCAUUUCUUUUAUGAAUGCUAUUCUUGCAAAAGCAUUUUAUGAUGAAGCUAUGACCAAACAAAUUUUUUAUGAAGGUCAAAAACUUUACGUUAGUUGUGGUAGACCAUCAGCUGUACCUUUAGGUGUUCAAUUAGCUGUUGAUGAAAACAAUGCUUCACAUUUGGCUGAAUAUGGUUAUAUUGAUACUAUUCAAAUUAUCAGAGGAAAAAAGAUUGGAUUAGUUCAUUUCUUGAAUAUUUCAAGUGCCAUUAGAGCAGUUAAAUCACUACCAUUAAAAUACGCAUACAAAGAGGUUAAAGUUGACUAUGCCAAAGACAGGUGUGAAAUAUAUAUGCAAAACACUCUCCUUCAAAGCUUUGGAAAUAAUGCCACAUUAAAGGCAGCUCAUAAUCCUUAUCCUAAUGUUAUGUCAACAACUCAUAAUCAUUAUUUUAAUGAUGUGUCAACAACUUGUAAUCCUUAUCUUAAUGAUGUGUCAACAACUUGUAAUCCUUAUCUUAAUAAUGUGUCAACUCAUGAUCAUAAUUUUAAUGCUAUGCAUCAACUCAUAAUCAUAAUCUUAAUGCUAUGCCAUCUGCAAGCAUUUUAUUUCACAAAAGAUAUCAUCCCAAUAAAAAUUAACACGCCUUAUCUGUAG
This is a messenger RNA of Entrophospora candida, 831 nucleotides long. The record is from the annotation of a GenBank genome assembly. NCBI's taxonomy places the organism in Eukaryota, Fungi, Glomeromycota, Glomeromycetes, Entrophosporales, Entrophosporaceae.